AAUACUAUAUUACUUUAUCAUAAAAAGUUCAUUAUUCAUCUACCCACACCCAGAAGUUAUGACUACAGCCAGUAUUCCUUCUAGCGAUAAUUUGAGCGUUACAGUGGAGAAGCUUCAAGGUCUCAUUGAAAAUUUCAUAGAGCUUGGAGUCUUAGUUCAUGACAACCAAGGUACAAACCAAUCACAUACAGCCCUUAUUCAUAAAACCAAUCAAUUAAUUGGACAAUUGGGUGAAUUAGAAACAGAUAAAUCAACAGAACAAUAUCCAAUCCCAAUAGAUGUUGUUAGCUACAUUGAGGAUGGAAGAAAUCCAGAUAUCUAUACUCGUGAAUUUGUUGAACUGACUGCUAAAAGUAAUGCUCGAUUGAAGGGAAGAAUGAAAGGAUUUGAAAAACUUAGAGAUGUAUUGGGGGUUAAACUAGCUCAAGAAUUCCCAAGACUUGCUCCAGAGAUCGAAGAAAUAAAGAAGAGAACAAGUUCGACUUAGUUAAGAAUUAUUUGGUGCUGGCUUCAAUUAAUUCGUCUACGCGUAAUUCAUUUAUCAGUGACGAAGUAAUUACAGUGCCUAAUCAAUUAUCAAGUAUGAAAAUUUCGGUUGCCUUCCUUUUACUAUUUACAACCAAACUAGACGGUUCUAUUAAUUUGAAUUGUCAUGACUAAAGAAUAUGGUAAGCUAUAGUACAUCAAACGUUAUAUAUGUGAGAGAUAUUACAUCGUCUAAGUUUCUUGGUAUUACAGAUGCUUGCAAGGGUAAAUUAAACUAGUGGGAAACAAUUGUUGUCGUCGUCUUGGCAAAUCACUAUGAAAGCACCUUGGCUUAUGAAAGGAUAGAUUUUCUUCCCUAUUACUAAUGCAGUAUAUAUGUAUAUAUAUAGUACAUGCUCCUCCGAGAUGGGUCUUGAAUUAUUCUCUACAAAAUUUACCGCUUGGACAGACUGGGUGGUUUAUGCAAUUAUAUAUCAAUUCAAAUAUACACUCC
This is a messenger RNA of [Candida] anglica, 979 nucleotides long. Lineage: Eukaryota; Fungi; Ascomycota; Pichiomycetes; Serinales; Debaryomycetaceae. The record is from the annotation of a GenBank genome assembly.